This is a messenger RNA of Didymodactylos carnosus, 605 nucleotides long. The record is from the annotation of a GenBank genome assembly. NCBI's taxonomy places the organism in Eukaryota, Metazoa, Rotifera, Eurotatoria, Philodinida, Philodinidae.
CUCGAUCGGGUUUCGCAUAUUUGACAAUGGAAUUAGGGGGUGAUAAUCUAGAUCAACAUUUAAAUAAAAGAGGUGAUAUGUCACCAACACAUCAGCAAAAAAUAUGGAAACAGUUGGUGAACAUUCUGGUUGCACUGAAAACGCAUAAUAUUGUACGAGAAAGUAGUUACACAAUAUAUCUUCUUCAAUUGCUAAUGUAAUUUUAUGCGUAGAUUCAUCUUGAUUUAAAACCCGCAAAUUUGGUGUUUUUCGGACCAGUUAUGAAACUGGUCGAUAUGGGUAUUGCACAAAAAGGAAAUAGUAUCGGCCUUGGUGGGGCUGGAACGCAAGGUUUUAGUGCUCCAGAGAUGUUGUUGCCAAAAGGUCGUUUUGUACGAAAUUCGUACAAGGCUGACGUAUAUUCGGCCGGUGCUAUUCUCUAUUAUAUGACAUACAGAGUGCCACCAGCUUAUCGAGGAGAAACUUCGUCAUAUCGUCCACCGCCAGGCAUCCCAAUGGUUCGUGAUAAACUCAUAAACGAUGUUCUAAAGCAGUGUCUUCAAAAAGAUCCUUCAAGAAGGCCGAAUUUACAGUGGCUGUUGAGACAUCCGUACACAAGGAACUGA